GGUGUAACCCUGCCACAAUGUUCAACAUUGUCAAAAUAUUGUAGCCGGGCAGGGAAAAGCUUUUCUUCUAAAUCUUCAGUGCGUUUUGAGUGGUUGAAAAUAAUAUGCCUGCUGUUGGGGUGAUCACAUAUGAUGUUACUCCAUUGCAAGGAGCACUGGCGAACGCCUUUCUGAUUCUUAUCAAUGCUUUGUUUUUUCAUGUAAAAUUUAUCGGACAUGUAAAUCAGUAUCCAGAGGAUAGCUCUGAAAAGCUGUUACGUGAGGACGAAAAUGUGUUUGAUUUUAUCAUAGUAGGGGCAGGAGCUGCUGGUUGUGCUUUGGCCAACCGCCUUUCCGAACAAGACCAAUGGAGUGUUCUUCUGAUUGAAGCAGGAGAUUACCCACAACCAUCCACGGGAGUGCCUGGUCUAUUUCCAACUUUUUUGGACUCUAGUACUGAUACAUGGCAAUACACAAUUGCUAAAAAUAAGCAAUAUUGUCAAGCCUACAAAAAUAAGCAAUGCCACAUAUUAAGGGGCAAGCUGGUUGGUGGAACUAGCGCCAUCAAUAAUAUGCAUUAUAUUAGAGGUUUGGAUGAUGGAAACAAGACUCAAAUGAUCUAUGAAUGUAUAGAAAAUCAUGUUGAACUAGAUAAAUUUAAUAAUCUUGACCUAAUGUGCAAACGCGAAAUUUAUUUGGAACAAGUAUUUCAGAAAAGUAUAGUGCGAAAAUCCAUGCAAGACGCCUACCACAGUAUCGGGUUCAGCAAUAAUAGCCAAAAAAGUUCUAUUGGAUAUGGGAACAGCUAUUUGACGAUCAGAGAUGGUGAAAGGUAUCACAUGGGAAGAGCAUUUUUGACACCUAUAAAGGGCAGAUCAAAUUUUUUCCUGGCAAAAAACACCCUAGUAGAAGGCAUUGUUCUGAAUGAUCCCCUUGACAAACGAGCUAAGGGUGUUAAUGUUACAAUUAAGAACAUUCGAUUAUUUCUACAGGCUAGAAAAGAGCUUAUUUUAACGGCUGGCCCAAUAAACAAUGCCAAAUUAUUGCUGUUGAGUGGCAUAGGACCGAAAGAGUACUUGCUAAAGAGGGACAUUCCUGUAAUGCUGAAUAUGCCAGGAGUAGGCGAAAAUCUGAACUUUCACCUUGCAGUUCCGUUGUUUUUCGGGCUUAAUGCCACUCAAUUAUAUGAAGAUUACACCGAAACUGAUUUGGUUCAAGAUACAUUCGACUAUGUAGUAUAUAGAAGUGGAAAUUUUUCCAAUGUUGGCAUCCAUGACUUUGUAACAUUCAUGUCUACAGAUGCAUACCCAAAUGUGCCCAACAUUGCGGUAUAUCAUUACUACUUUAAAGUAGGAGACAGGAUGAUCAAAACAUGGCUGGAAGGGCUUCAAUUGAAUCAAAAAAUCGUCACUAACAUCUUGAAAGCAAAUGAGCAACAGACUAUAUUAAUGUUCUUGGUGACACUACUUCGAACCAAAUCUGUAGGCCAAAUACAAUUGAAUGAUACCCAUUUUCAUGGUAUUCCUAAUAUAGUCGGCAAUUUCUUCACCGAUCCAGAUGGUGAAGAUUUUAUUGCUUUAACAUCGGCAAUAAGCAGAGUAGCCAAUCUUCAGGAUACUCCUCCUUUUGAAACUAUCGGAGCACAACUGUUAGACAUACGGGUUCCAAAUUGCCGAAAUUACAAGUUUUGUUCUGUACACUACGUAAAAUGCUAUGUGCAGAAUAUGGCUUUUCCUACUUCGGAUAUAUCUGGAUCCUUAAAAAGGGGACCUGAAUGUGAUACUAGUGCAGUAGUAAAACCGGAUUAUGAGGUGAGGUAUAUUCGAUGUCUGAGAGUUUGUGAUUCGAGCAUUUUGCCUAAUCCUGGAUUGGGCAACACGGUUGCAUCUGAUGCAAUGAUGGCAAUAGAUCUGAGCGAAAUCUUGAAGAAGAAAUGGAUCAAAGAUUACAUGUCACCUUUCGAUUAACAAGAAAUUUUCAAUGCAUUUUGAAAAAUUGAACAUUGAGCUGAUGUUUGGAGACUGGGGAGAAGGUCAGAGGAACGUCCAUUGUAAUACAAUUGUUCUUUUAUUAAACUGACAAAGCUUGA
Dendroctonus ponderosae (mountain pine beetle) is the source of this 2068-nucleotide messenger RNA. Its product is annotated as glucose dehydrogenase [FAD, quinone]. Gene Ontology annotation, molecular function: ecdysone oxidase activity; flavin adenine dinucleotide binding. Bases 105 to 1946 code for a protein of 613 amino acids. Lineage: Eukaryota; Metazoa; Arthropoda; Insecta; Coleoptera; Curculionidae. The record is from RefSeq and is a predicted model, not a curated record. The transcript has 5 exons.